AUGUCAUUGGUCCAGGUGGCAUAUGCGCAGGUAAAAGGCCAAACAGUUUCCAAGCACGUGUUUCAAGCCAACGAGACGAGCAUGGGCGUCAUCACAGACAUGAGCGGAUGCCGACUCUCAGGUUCUGUUUACAUGAUCAAUACCACCAUUAGCGACCCAGACGUCUGCGCUACCGUCACGUGCGACGUGAAUGGCCUCGCCACUGCGGUCAGCGAAUGUGCACCGAUGCACCACUGCCAAGGCAACGGCAGCUGCGCCUUUGACGCCAUGUGCACUUUGACCGCCUCCACGGUCAUCGAUUUUGUCGGCCGCGUUCACACUGUGACUGACCGAUGCGGAUACACUCUGAUGAAGUCUGAGGCCGUCCCAAACGUCCGGAUCCAGGGCGUAUUCAAGGAGCGGCGCCGCAAGGACGUCAGCUUCUUGGACCAUGUGAUCGUGCACCUGGACAAGCAAGAUGUUAAGAUGAAGCUACUACAAGGUGGCCGAGUGGAGAUAAAUGACAUUUCCCAAGCCCUCGACACCACAGCUACAGUUGUCCACGGAGUGGAACUUACCAAGGACCAGAGCGGAGUGACUGCUAAAAUAUCGCAGUCCAACUACACAGUUACAGUCUUCUUUGAUGGCAACACGGUGCAGAUCCACCUGAAGGGUGAAAGUGCAGCUGCCGUGCAUGGAUUAUGUGGAAAUUCCUCCGUGGAUUUGAGUGAGGAGAGAGUCUCAGAACACAGCAUUGCUGGGUGUGAGAUGCAACAUGAAGAAGCUAAGGAUGAAAUGAUCAACUGCAACGCUUCGACUGAGUGGUGUCAACUCAUGUGGCAGGAUCCGUUCACUCGGUGCCACAUGCAAAUCGACCCUGAGCCCUUCGUUUCGGCCUGCAUCAGCAAUUUGUGCCAGUCCCCCGCAGUGGAUGGCCUCAAAUGCCACUUGAUGGAGGCCUAUGCCAGAGCCUGUCGCCAGCAAAACAACAUCACAGUGGAGGACUGGAGGUCGACGGCUGGAUGCGCUGCCGGUCCUGAGGCCAUGUGCCGGGACAAGUUCUGCAGCGAUCACGAGUUCUGCGGCGUGAGCUAUGACGGAAAAGCUCAUUGUCUUUGCCGGGCUCUUUUUGCCUCAGACUACAGAUCCAAAGACAAGUUUGGUGAGCCGGCAGUUUGCAGCCACACAUCUGCUUCGGUGACCAUGUACUGUUGCCUCCUGUUGGAGAAGGGCAUCGACUACACAAGGCUACACCUCAACGACGAGAGCUGCAAAGCUGACAUUGACGAUAAGACCCACAUGGUGUCGUUUAACUUUGAUAGGGACCACACAUGUGGAGCAAUCAUCAAGGCAAACUCGAGCAAAAUAACCUACAAAAAUGUCAUCAUGACACCCAACAUCUCCAGUGUAGUGACACGUUACAGUAACGUGCAGAUGGAUUUCUCCUGCCAUUUUGACCAACCAGACCCAGAGGGCCUGGCCAUCAAAAUCAAAGACAGCCCAGUGAUUAAACACCUCAGUUCGGGCGAGUGGGAUUACAUCCUGACCCUGACUGCGUACAUCGAUCCCGGAAGAACACAACCCAUAGAGUCGAGUACCGGAGUUCUGCUCAAUGAGAAAAUCUGGGUGGAGAUCAAGGCGUAUGGAUUGGAGGGAAACGACCUCUCUAUAGUGACCGAAUCCUGCUGGGCUACAGAUCAAUUGUCUUCAAAUGGGAGCAUUCGUUACGAUCUCAUCACUGCAGGAUGUCCUAAUCCUGCCGACUCGACGGUGGACAUUGAAGGCAACGGGCAGGGAACGUCCAACUACUUCUCCUUCAACAUGUUCAGAUUCUUGGGCAGAGACAGCGAAAUCUUCCUGCACUGCAGAGUAGACCUGUGUGUGCAACAGGGAGACUCGUGCAUCCAGGUGUGCGACCAGGCAGCAAGGAGGCGCAGAUCUCUCCCGACCAUCGAUGCCAAAGGAGAUCCAUCCAUAGUUACCAUGGCUUGGGCAUAAUCAGGCAAAGUCACACCCCCACCAACUUCAUCCUCCUCUUGCUGGCAAUCUCUGAUUUCCCUGUGAGCUUCCUGCUGUUCUGCCAGAGUUUCUCUAACUGCUACGUUGCAAUUUGCGACCCUCUGCGCUACUCCACCAAAGUCACCCCUCAAAGGACCCGGUUGUGCGUUUGUUUGUGCUGGCUGUGCUCCCUCAAUUUUCUCACGUUGAUGCUUCGGGACAAACUCUUGGAAGGGGAAUUAAGCAUUUUUAUUACCGCAUAUUAUU
This is a messenger RNA of Nerophis lumbriciformis (worm pipefish), 2244 nucleotides long. RefSeq lists its product as uncharacterized. NCBI's taxonomy places the organism in Eukaryota, Metazoa, Chordata, Actinopteri, Syngnathiformes, Syngnathidae. The record is from RefSeq and is a predicted model, not a curated record.